Messenger RNA from Bursaphelenchus xylophilus (pine wood nematode), 6771 nucleotides. NCBI's taxonomy places the organism in Eukaryota, Metazoa, Nematoda, Chromadorea, Rhabditida, Aphelenchoididae. The record is from the annotation of a GenBank genome assembly.
AUGGAUAGAGUUUAUUUUACCCGACAUUAUCCACCGUUCACUACUUUUUACCGCAAAGAUCUGACAUCUUCUGGAGGGCCGGAGACUUUGUUCAAACUGUCUGACCUUUUCGUGACACAAUGGUUGGCUGUUUCGGAUACGUACAAGAUGUUUGUGUUUGUAUACGAAGGACUCGAUCCUGUCAUGCUGGUCUACGACCUUCAAACAGGUUUCGUAUGCUCAACACCGUCCGCCGAUAUGCACAUCGUAAGUUCCACCAGAUGACCAUUUUGGCGCUGCUUGUGUUACAUUAACAUCUGAAUGCAUAAUUUUUAAUUUUACUAUAUAGUAUCAAGUUCUAAUAUGCAGUACCUCGAUUGCUCAUUGUCAGUUGGCGUUUGUAUCAACGCCAAUUGACACACAAUGUGCCCAGCCACAAGCGGCUUGGGGACAAAACCAGGUGGGUCCACUACGCAUUUGUGGGCAGCUGGGACAUUUUCGGGCAGACGACAAAGCGGGCAACAGAAAACAAAGAAACACACUGAUCCUGUUGGAGGGGUUGGAAAUCAUCCGAAGCUUAGGAUUCGUUUUCGCACCCAAAUUUCGGGUUUGGGCAAUUAAAUUCACUAUAAGUUGAGGUGACGUUUCGUCUAGCUUGCAUAUGGGCAAAAAACGGCUGACCGGAAGCGUCGGUUGAUAUCCAAAACUUCCAACAGAAUCAGAAUGUUUCUUUCUUUCUGUUGCCCGUAAAUGUCGACCCUGUUCGCAAAUGUCCCCAGCUGCCCGCAAAUGUCGGCUGCCCGCAAAGAGGUUGCCCGCAAGUGUCGCGACGCCAUUCGUGCAGACAUUUUUUCUUGGACUUUACAACAAAUAAAAAUUAGCAAAAAUUUUUAAUCGACAAAUCAAAAGAUUUUUAGACAUCUGAAUCUUACAUUUUUUGAAGAAAAUAUUAUGACGUGACUGUAGGAUUCAUUUUCAAUUCAGGAAUGUCCACAAAACGCGCAUGGAAAUUCAGUUGUUUUCACUGAUUACAAAACACAAACAUGGGUCUACACAGUGGAAGGGAGUACAAUCAACAAGCAAAGGAUUCCGUGUUACAGACGACAACAACUCAACAAAGACAGUUAUCUCAUAUUAGUCGAUCACGACGAAGAGCAUGCUGUAUUAAAGGUAACCCCAGUCCGAAACCCCGCUGAUUAAUUGAUGUUUUGUAGGCUUGUAAUAAUAAUUUGACAGAAUUUUUCAAAAUUACGUAAAAUUACCGUCAUUUUCGUCAUCUUGGCUAAAUUUUCUAGUAUACAAAGCUUUCACGCGCGAGUUUAACAUGGACUAUGAUGAAUACCGUUAAUAGGGGCAAUACACCUUGCGCCCUCUUAUUUGCUGAACUCUACCCUCUAAUCGUCCACCUUUCCCCUCUAAUUUGUGAAUGGCGCCCUCUAAUAUAGAUGCCCUCUAAUGGAAACUGAACUGUGCCCUCCGAAAAACUGAAUCGACGCCCUCUGAUUUGAUUUUCCCAAAAUGGUAUUGUUUCCUUACAUAGUAGUGUAAGAAUGCAGAGUAGUAGUGUUAAGUAGUAAUUUUUGAAAAUUUUGGUUGAGCUAUCGAUUUAUAGGUAAUUUGGGGUGCUGAUUUCGAAAAUGACAUUCAUUUUUCAUGAUUGUAACUUUUUUCUUAAAUAGUAGUGUUAAGUAGUAAUUUUUGAAAAUUUUGGUUGAGCUAUCGAUUUAUAGGUAAUUUGGGGUGCUGAUUUCGAAAAUGACAUUCAUUUUUUAUGAUUGUAACUUUUUUCUUAAAUAGUAGUGUUAGAUAGUAAUUUUUGAAAAAUUUGGGUGAGGUAUCGAUUCAUAGGUAAUUUGGGGUGCUGAAUUCGAAAAUGAAAUUCAUUUUUUAUGAUUGUAACUUUUUUCUUAAAUAGUAGUGUUAGAUAGUAAUUUUUGAAAAAUUUGGGUGAGGUAUCGAUUCAUAGGUAAUUUGGGGUGCUGAAUUCGAAAAUGACAUUCAUUUUUUAUGAUUGUAACUUUUUUCUUAAAUAGUAGUGUUAAGUAGCGAUUUUUGAAAAUUUUGGUUGAGCUAUCGAUUCAUAGGUAAUUUGGGGUGCUGAAUUCGAAAAUGAAAUUCAUUUUUUAUGAUUGUAACUUUUUUCUUAAAUAGUAGUGUUAGAUAGUAAUUUUUGAAAAAUUUGGGUGAGGUAUCGAUUCAUAGGUAAUUUGGGGUGCUGAAUUCGAAAAUGACAUUCAUUUUUUAUGAUUGUAACUUUUUUCUUAAAUAGUAGUGUUAAGUAGCGAUUUUUGAAAAUUUUGGUUGAGCUAUCGAUUCAUAGGUAAUUUGGGGUGCUGAAUUCGAAAAUGAAAUUCAUUUUUUAUGAUUGUAACUUUUUUCUUAAAUAGUAGUGUUAGAUAGUAAUUUUUGAAAAAUUUGGGUGAGGUAUCGAUUCAUAGGUAAUUUGGGGUGCUGAAUUCGAAAAUGACAUUCAUUUUUUAUGAUUGUAACUUUUUUCUUAAAUAGUAGUGUUAAGUAGUAAUUUUUGAAAAUUUUGGUUGAGCUAUCGAUUCAUAGGUAAUUUGAGGUGCCGAGUUCGAAAAUGACAUUCAUUUUUCACGAUUGUUACUUUUUCUUAAAUAGUAGUGUUAGGUAGUAAUUUUUGACGCUGCUGUCAAAUUGUUUAGCUUGGGAGAGCCUGCCUCUAGCCCAUCAUUGGGCGCGCCAAAAAUGGGCGCCAACACAAGUUCGGCAGAAAUUAUGCUGCUGUCAAAUUGUUCUUAAACAGUACUGUAAAGUAGUAACUUUGAGAUUUUUUGAAUUGGUAGGUUUUAUGGGUGCUUAUUCCAGAACGAGAUUCAUGAUGAGUUGUGCUGUAAAGUUGUGAUUUCUUUAUUUUUAUUUUUUUUAUGAAUAGUUAAGUGCAAGAUAUGUGUUAUUGUUGAUUCAAAAACUGUGUUCAGCUUCUGUAGUUUUUAUUUACCUCCAAUCUGAUGGCAGAAGAAUUUCUGCUCAAAAAUUUCUGUCAAACCUGGCAUAGCGGCAGGCUAUCCCAAGCCAAACAAUUUGAUCGCAGAAAAAUUUCUGUCAACCCCCGCCCAUUUUGGCGCGCUCGAUGAAGGACAGAAGCAAUACCGAUGAUGACCAGAAGUAAUGAUUGCAUGAGAAAAAAUCCUGUUGGAUAAUUGUCAGUCUAGCAUUUAUCACAAUAAAAACUUAAAAUAUUUUACAAAUAUUUUCAAUUCCUUCAGGUUCGUGUGAUAUCACCUAAAGCAAUAUCUGCCUAAUUGCAAUAAAUUGACAGAGAAAACGUUGAAACAGCAAAUAACUUGCGUAAAUUUAACUUAUUCUUGUACGGACAACGUUACAAACAAAAAUGGUACGAUGGGUUUUUUCUUUUUACGACAAAAAAUUGAAAAAAUAUAACUAUGUUGUCUAAAGAGAAGUAUUUUUAUAAUAAAUUUCGUAAAGUUUUUCUGCUAAUUUAAGUUCUUUGAGCAACUUCGUGCUAUUAUCCAACAGGAGUGUUUUCCAUGCGAUUAUUACCUCGAGUCAUCAACGGUAUUGCUUCUGCUCUUCAUCAAGCGCGCCAAAAUGGGCGGGGUUUGACAGAAAUUUUUCUGCUAUAAAAUUGUUUGGCUUGGGAUAGCCUGCCGCAAUGCCAGGUUUGACAGAAAAUUCUGAGCAAAAAUUCUUCUGCCAACAGAUUGGAGGUGAAUAAAAACUACAGAACAUGAACACAGUUUUUGAAUCAACAAUGACACAUACCUUGCACUUAAAUAACUAUUCAUCAAAAAAUAAAAUAAAAACGAAAUCACAACUUUACAGCACAACUCAAUUCUGGACCCCAAAUUACCUAUAAAUCGAUACCUCACCCAAAUUUUUCAAAAAUUACUAUCUAACACUACUAUUUAAGAAAAAAGUUACAAUCAUGAAAAAUGAAUGUCAUUUUCGAAUUCAGCACCCCAAAUUACCUAUAAAUCGAUAGCUCAACCAAAAUUUUCAAAAAUUACUACUUAACACUACUAUUUAAGAAAAAAGUUACAAUCAUAAAAAAUGAAUGUCAUUUUCGAAUUCAGCACCCCAAAUUACCUAUAAACCGAUAGCUCAACCAACAUUUUCAAAAAUUACUACUUAACACUACUAUUUAAGAAAAAAGUUACAAUCAUGAAAAAUGAAUGUCAUUUUCGAAAUCAGCACCCCAAAUUACCUAUAAAUCGAUAGCUCAACCAAAAUUUUCAAAAAUUACUACUUAACACUACUAUUUAAGAAAAAAGUUACAAUCAUGAAAAAUGAAUGUCAUUUUCGAAAUCAGCACCCCAAAUUACCUAUAAAUCGAUAGCUCAACCAAAAUUUUCAAAAAUUACUACUUAACACUACUACUCUGCAUUCUUACACUACUAUGUAAGGAAACAAUACCAUUUUGGGAAAAUCAAAUCAGAGGGCGUCGAUUCAGUUUUUCAGAGGGCACAGUUCAGUUUCGAUUAGAGGGCAUCUAUAUUAGAGGGCGCCAUUCACAAAUUAGAGGGGAAAGGUGGACGAUUAGAGGGUAAAGUUUAGCAAAUAAGAGGGCGCCCAUUUGAUCGUCCCCGUUAAUAGUAGCCGCAACUUGUUUUAUUGCUUGUUUCAUCGGUCAUUUUGUCAAUAAGUGGAAUUUUAUUUAGUUUUUAAAAAUCUUAAAUUCACGAUUUUUUUCGCACAAAUCUACAAAAAUUUUCCAAAAAAGUUGAAUUUGACAAUCAAAAUGAAAGAACCGUAUGACAUGAUGAAAACGACGGCUAUUUGACAGCGUGACUGACGCGCCAACUUUGAAACAACCAUAAUUUUUUGUUAAAAAUUUUGCUUAACAACAUAAAGUUUAGGUCGUUUGUUUGAUUGACAACACUCCCGUGGAAUGGUACGUACAGCAUUGCGACAAAUUAUGUGUCUUCCGGCGCUUGGGAGACAAUAUAUUUUAUGUCCUCGAGCAAAGCAAACGCUGGAUUUGGUACAAAGAAAGUAAUUCCGGUAAGGGUUAUCUCGGUUAACAGGAGAAGUACUAAAAGUGCGACGCUCAGCUUUUCACUGCACUUGACACAAAUUUAAAUGAAUUUUUUUACCAAUCCAAGACUCCUAGCUCGCACUUUGCAAAAACGGCCGAUAUUUUUAGAUCAAAAAUGUUAAAACACGAUUUCUGAGUCACUGUAUAUAAAGGUGGUCAUAUAAGAUCUCGGAUUUUUUUUUCCAAAUCGCGAUUUUCGGUGCACAAAAAAGUCGACGCCCAAAUCGAAAAAUUGGCGUCGACUUAUUUUUUUCUCGGCACCGAAUUCUGAAAUUCGGUAAAUUUUUAGUUUUUCGAAAUCAGUGCACAAAGUCUUAAGUCUGCACACCGAAGACUUAAGUGCUUAAGUCAGCACCGCAUUUCGGAAUUCGAUGCUGAAAAAAUUAAGUCGACGCCAAUUUUUCGAUUUGGGCGUCGACUUUUUUGUGCACCGAAAAUCGCGAUUUGGGAAAAAAAAUUCCGAGGUCUUAUAUGACCACCUUUAUAUCAGCCGUGGACAUAGGAAAAAAUCGAUCAACAAGUAUGCAUCGCAAAUGAUUGAAAUCAGUAGUGUAUAGGUUUUGGCACCUUGUGAUUACAAUGGAAGUCGAUUUUUGACGUUUGGGUUACUGUAACAUAGCGAAACCGUUGUUCCCCGUAUUCCAAUUUUCGUAGUAUAGUGGAUUUUGUCAAAAUUUGUAAUCCGAAGGUCCCGGGUUCGGUUCCCACAGGACGAAAAAUUUGAAAAACUGCGGAAAACUUUAAGAAAACAAUUAGUAUAGGUCAGUUAGGAAUAUUCAAGCCAUGCAUGACUAUAUCCAAGGCGAUAAUAUAAAUUUUAAAGCAUUUUUUGAAGGUAAAAUCAUUAUUUUGCUUUCAGUGGACUUUCGAACAAAGUCAGUUGAUGAAAAUCGGUAAAAGUGAAAUAUGUGAAGUUUUCAAGCAUACUGAAUUUAACGAAAGGGUUUUUUUUCAAAACCAAGAUUACUGUAAAAUAGAAAAAUAUGGCUUCGGCCGCUAAAAAUCGGCCGUAAAAUUUUUAUUUCUUAACGUACGCUGUUAGUAAUUGAAUUUUCGGAAUCAGCGUAAAAUUAGGCACAACCAAGCAACGAUCUUUUAUGCACUAAGCUUUAUUUUGUGAGAAAUAACUUUUCAAUUUGAAAAUUGUAAAUAAAACUGUGUUAACGAGAGAGUUAGAGAAAAAUAGUUUAAGGGCAAACUUCAGCCAUGAAUUUGAUUGAUUUCAGGCCAAAAACUCAAAAAAAAUUUUUUUAAUUUUUGUGCAAGAUUUAUGAUCUUGGAACUUUCGAUGCAAGUGUAGAAAAGUUGUGAAAUGCAAAAAAUGGAGUUCAAAUACGGUAAAAGAUAUCUUCCUAUGUCCACGCCUAACCGGCAGCUGAUUCAGUGACUCAGAAAUCGUGUUCUAAAAAUUUGCCAUCUUUUAGCCAAUUUCGGUAUAAAGUGUUUCUUGCCUACCGUAGAGGAAAAUGUUUCCAGAAAAAAUUAAUCUUUUCCAUGCGAAACCGGAAAAUUUACGGCCAAACGUAUGUUUAUCUCUGAGCGCACUUCGCCUUUAACGUGCUCUCUCGGCUGAAGAAAUCGUUGAAUAUAAAGGUGGUCACUUUUUUCGCACUGAAAAUCGCAAUUUGGGCAAAGAAUUUCAAGGAUUUCCAUGAUCAGCUUAAUAUACUAAUUUAGCGCCUCCAAUUCUGCUACAUACUGACGACAGAGCGACAAAAUUAAUCGACCACAAGUCCCGUAUAUGUUUUCGAUCAAUACCAGAAAGUCAAUAA